CCUCACAGCCCCGCUGAGGCCAGCUCGGGGACCAGGGCACCAGGAGAGGGGCGGCGCCUCGGGGCCCGGCACCAUGCCUUUCGGCCUGAAGCUCCGCCGGACCCGGCGCUACAACGUCCUGAGCAAGAACUGCUUCGUCACGCGCAUCCGCCUGUUGGACAGCAACGUCAUCGAGUGCACGCUGUCGGUGGAGAGCACAGGGCAGGAGUGCCUGGAGGCCGUGGCGCAGAGGCUGGAGCUGCGGGAGACACACUACUUCGGCCUGUGGUUUCUCAGCAAGAGCCAGCAGGCGCGGUGGGUGGAGCUGGAGAAGCCGCUGAAGAAACAUCUGGACAAAUUCGCUAACGAGCCUCUGCUUUUCUUCGGCGUCAUGUUCUACGUCCCAAACGUGUCCUGGCUUCAGCAGGAGGCCACCAGGUACCAGUAUUACCUGCAGGUCAAGAAGGACGUGCUGGAGGGCCGGCUGGGGUGCUCGCUGGAGCAGGCCACCCGGCUGGCCGGCCUGGCCGUGCAAGCUGACUUCGGAGACUACAACCAGUUUGAUUCUCAAGAUUUCCUCAGAGAAUACGUGCUAUUUCCUAUGGUGAGUGUGAUUUCCUUUUUUUGAAUGAAUUGGGUCACCCCCGCCCCCAGCCGCGACCUUCUUCCAUUCAGCGGGAUCCUGCCAGCCGAGGCCGAGCUCAUGUACAUCAACGAGGUGGAGCGCUUGGAUGGCUUCGGACAGGAGAUCUUCCCCGUGAAGGACAACCACGGCAACAGCGUUCACCUGGGCAUCUUCUUCAUGGGGAUUUUCGUGAGGAACCGGGUCGGGAGACAGGUGGUGAUAUAUAGGUGGGGUGACAUCGGAAACAUCAGCCACAACAAGUCCACCAUCCUCGCCGAGCUGGUGGGCAAAGAGGAGACCGCCCUCUUCCACACGGCGGAGCUCCCGGAGCGAGCCCAGGGUUCCGUGACACGGCGUCCGGCCAGUUAUGAAGAGCCCAGACAAUCAAACUCUCCACCCCCCAUCAGACGCCAGCCCACCUGGAGCCGGUCCUCACUGCCCCGUCAGCAGCCUUACAUCCUGCCGGCGAUGCAUGCACAGUGCGGCGAACACUACUCGGAAACUCACGCCUCGCAAGCCGAGCGCCAACACGGGCAGCCCUGCUCGCCGCCUCUUCCAGCUGCACCCCAAGUGUUUCGGGGCGCCGAGGCCGCGCGGGCUGCAGCCCGUCCCCUCGGGAACCUGGAGAAGGAGAAAGUGGCGGGACUGGAGGCUCAGAAGAGACCGUUGACGCUGGCCGCGCUCAACGGCCUCCCGGUGGCUCGGGUCUCGGGCUGCGAAGAGAGCCGCGUGGAAGCCGCCCGGGUGCCCACGGACGAGCGGUUCAGAACCCUGAAGAAGAAGUUGGAGGAGGGGAUGGUGUUCACGGAGUAUGAGCAGAUCCCAAAGAAAAAGGCCAACGGCCUCUUCAGCACGGCCACGCUGCCCGAGAAUGCCGAGCGCAGCCGCAGCCGUGAGGUGGUGCCCUAUGAGGAGAACCGCGUGGAGCUGGCCCCCACUAAGGAGAACAGCACGGGCUACAUCAAUGCCUCCCACGUCAGGGUGAGCGGGCGCGGGCGGGGGGGCGAGGGCGCCGGCUCACCAUCGCCUGCCCAGGGCUCCCUGGGCCGUGUGGGCACAGUCGCGGGGUCCUUCUUGGUCCCCGUGCACACCGAGACCCUCCCGGCCCCCGCCGGCCGGCAGCUGGGUCUGUGCAGGACAGUUCUGGCCAUCCUGGUGAUCGCCCUCCCCCUCGGGGAGAGCGGCCGCACCAAGAGCCACCGGUACUGGCCCAAACUGGGUUCCAAGCACAGCUCAGCCACCUACGGCAAGUUCAAGGUCACCACCAAGUUCCGCACCGAUUCUGGCUGCUACGCCACCACGGGUCUGAAGGUCAAGCACCUGCUGUCCGGGCAGGAGAGGACCGUGUGGCACUUGCAAUACACAGACUGGCCCGACCACGGCUGCCCCGAGGACCUGCAGGGCUUCCUGUCCUACCUGGAGGAGAUCCAGUCGGUACGUCGCCAUACUGACAGCGUGCUGGAGGAGGCUGGCCGCCGGCCGCCGCCCGUCAUUGUGCACUGCAGCGCCGGCGUGGGCAGGACUGGCGUGGUCAUCCUCUCCGAGCUGAUGAUCUACUGCCUGGAGCACAACGAGCCGCAUCUCAUGCCCUUCUCCUUCUUCCAUGCACCCCACUCGGACUCCGUCACCUCGGCCCCCUCGGGGAGGCCCAGUCCCUGUGGGGCCCUCUGGGACACCAGCCAAGGAAUCGACCUGGAAGCUCAGGGUGUUACGGGACCCCACCUCGCGGACGGGUUCACAGGAGGAAGCUACAGUCUGAUGGAUCCUUCCGUGCUUGGAGUGGACACUGGCCUCACACCCGGGGGCUGUGUCAGCCCGUCAGCACCGCCACCCUGGAACCGGACCCCGCCACCGCGCCCUGCCGUCCUCACUGACCGCUCCGUCCCCUGGGCCACCGUGGGGAGCCCGAGAAACCCUCAGCUGUAG
Molecule: messenger RNA, 2530 nt
Organism: Condylura cristata (star-nosed mole)
Lineage: Eukaryota; Metazoa; Chordata; Mammalia; Eulipotyphla; Talpidae
Gene: PTPN14
Product: protein tyrosine phosphatase, non-receptor type 14
Exons: 19
Biological process (GO): protein dephosphorylation; lymphangiogenesis
Cellular component (GO): cytoskeleton
Molecular function (GO): protein tyrosine phosphatase activity
Source: RefSeq, a predicted model, not a curated record